Molecule: messenger RNA, 273 nt
Organism: Pichia kudriavzevii
Lineage: Eukaryota; Fungi; Ascomycota; Pichiomycetes; Pichiales; Pichiaceae
Exons: 1
Coding region: 1-273 (90 amino acids)
Biological process (GO): RNA processing; spliceosomal snRNP assembly
Cellular component (GO): pICln-Sm protein complex; catalytic step 2 spliceosome; U2 snRNP
Molecular function (GO): RNA binding
Source: RefSeq, a predicted model, not a curated record
AUGGUUGUUACACUCCCUAUCAAACUAUUACACGAGGCACAUGGGCAUAUAGUCACUAUAGAACUUACAAAUGGAGUUUCUUAUAGAGGUAAGCUAUUGGAAGCUGAGGACAGUAUGAAUGUGCAACUUCAGGAUGUAAUUGUUACCGCUAAGGAUGGUUCCACCAAACACGCAUCCCAGAUAUACAUAAGGGGGUCACAAAUACAAUUCUUCUCUCUUCCGGAUAUAUUGAUCCAUUCUCCCUUGUUUGAAAAUCAGAAAACGAAAUUAUAG